GGCGCUGUGGAUCCGCAUAUAAUUGUGUGUGUCCGAAUCCAGGGGGGACGAAGAUGCAGAUCCGGAUUUUGACCGCGUUGCUGCUUGUCAGUGCCUCCCUGGUGGUCUUAUUUUUAGCCCCCUCGUUCGCUACAAAGCCCAAAAUUCCGAGCGCUGGACUCCGCGCUCCUGGUGUACCGACUUCAUGAGGUUGACGGCCUCUCUGUCAGGAUUCUCGAGAGACUCCGUUGCAAACUUGUAUAUGCAAACUAGAAGGUAUCUCUUUUUCGGUAUCAGGGAUUUCGAGGGAGAGUUUAGUGUUUGGGGACGAAGACCUGUCGGUGCAAGUUUGCUCUUUCAGACAAAGCACAGUGUGUGUGUGACUUAGUUUGGUGGUAGAAAGUGUGGAGCUGGCACGGAUUCACUGAAGAAGACUUUGUGAACCAGCUUUCUGAACUUAGAUCAUCAACGCUGGUUCAUCAACGCAGCUGAGUGUGCAGAGUGUCAGAGGCUUGUGAUAUCGCUGGAAGAAUAGCUUUUUUCGCCCUAACCUCCACAUUUUGGGCGAUUGGAUCGUUGAAAUCUUUUGGGCGGCUGGAAAUUCGGCGACGACACGAGCUGUGAACGACGUAGUCCUACUUGCGGGAACGAUUCCAAUAUUUUGAAUCUUGGGAGCCACUUGGGGUCACUCUUCAAUGUGUCAACUGGGAUUAUGUACAAGGAAUUUCUUAUAGGGUUGAGAGCUUCUCCCCUUAUGGAUACUUGGAGGUUUUUCACUGUCGUUGUAUACGUCACGAUGCUCUCUUUCAUUCUGAAGAGAAGACUUUGGUUAGGUCUCGGCCAUGCUCCUGGUUCAUGAGCACACAGAGUUGAUGAUACCCUGCCCUCAUCCUCCUCGACUUCUACGUAACGCUCUUCAGUCUUCUGAUGACAUCCUGUUGCCAAAUUCCCUGAGUGCAUUUCGUCCAUUAUCCAUGUCCCUGUAGUUUAAAUUGGGCGGGCUCUCUCGUGACUCAGAAGUGUGUGAUCGUUUGUUGUUAGUUCUGGAGAUUCUCUCACACACCAGAGGCCGCAUUCUUCCGAAUUUCUGUUGUAUUCCGAUUGCCUUAAUAUCUCUCUGUACAUCUCUAAGCGUGGUGGCCGUGGUCAGUGCAACGAACAUGAGCUGCACCAUGUGUUCAGAACUGUUCACUCCAGGAGCGGUACCGGAGAUACUGCGCAACCACGAAAACCGAAUGUGCCUUCCCACUCUGUCAUUUUCUCAGUAUCUGGAUUAUUUGCAGGCCAGAGGGCAAGCCAAUUGCACUACUGUGUGGACCAAAGGCACUGUGGCGUACCGCUGCCGCACUUGCCAAGUCAAUGACUCAAGUGCCAUCUGUGUGAGUUGUUUCUUAAAGGGUGACCAUAAAGACCACGACUACGUAAUGUAUCAUAGUGAGUCAGGCGGGUGCUGCGACUGUGGGGAUCCAGAGGCUUGGCUACCUGAAGGAUUUUGCAGCGCACACAAGAGCGUGGAUCGUUAUGAACCCAAUGUGCCUCCUGAUCUUGUGGAAGUUACACAAAAGUCAUUGAGCAAUGUUUUGUUCUAUCUUGCGGUCAUCGUUCUCUGCAUUUCAGAGGAAAGGGGUGGAUCUCCAAUUCCUUUUCAGAGGAAGAUUGAGGUGGCUAGUGUAUUUCUCGAUUGGCUCAAGAAGUUGUGCGGCGUGGAUGCUCUCCGGAAGAUUGUGUGUCUAGAAGUUGUUCAAAUGACUGUAAAGGAUAGGGAGACCCUCGAGUUAACAUCUCCUUUACAAAUUCUGUUGAAGACACUCGCUAACAUGCCAGAAGAGAUCUUGGAGGGGGAAACAACUUUGUUUUUGCAGUUGCUGUACAACCAAGAUUUUAAGCAGUACUACUCCAUGGAAAUCAUGAAACACUAUCAAACAAUGAUUGAAAGCGUUAUCGAUAAAAUUGUUGACAAUGGAGAUCCUCUCAUUAGACACUUUAAAGCUCUUGACUCAAGUCUGGAUAGAGUUAUGGUGCAACUGUUUAAUGCUCCCAACUUGGAGUUAAUUAAGAGCAAGAACUUGCUAAAAUUAUUUGUAAUGGUUUUAGAUAAUAUCUUGAAGCGCUGCGUGAAAAGUGGUUGCAAUGUAGUGAACGUUAGAGAUCCAAGAAUCGAGAAUAAGUUAUACUUGAGACCACAAGGGGACUUGCGUUUAGUUAUUGCUCAUCAAUCCGUAGCCCAGUAUCUGCUUGAAGAGCGGCUAGAUGUCUUUACUUCUAUGCUGGAUGUCCUCAUUUUACUUCAGUGGAUGAACCCAUAUUAUCCAACACGCUAUAUCGAAUUUGAAGAGCACAAUGAGUGGACAUUGGCUAUCCAACUUGAGAUGAAUACUAUGGCAAUCAUAUUUCAGUUAGUCUCUAGGUGCCAUUUAAUUAUUAGACCCGAGCUGGAGGAUCCAACUGAGACAUCCAAGAAAACAUUGCUAUCAGCAGCCAAGUGCACGUUGGACCGGUUGUAUAAUUAUUUAAAACAGGAAUCAACACUGAGGUUUCUAAAUGGGAAAUGCCCCAACACUUCGGUAUCACUCCAUAUUCCUCUGCACAGGACGUUGAGUGCUAUUAUGGCAAAGCUCGUGCUGCUACCUUGGCCUGAUGUGAAGGAUGGCUUUCUUUCCUGCCUCGAACUAAACUAUUCUGAACAAGAGAUCCUUGCGUUGAUGGAGCACCCUUUACGCAUAACUGUCUGGAUGGCACAGAUUCGAGCAAAUCGUUGGGUUGAUAUGUCUGAGGAUUUCAACCGCUUGGAGCUCAUAUAUCGGGGAAGCUUUUGGCAUGAUCAGUCAAUGGACAUGGAUAUAUUAUUGUUGCAAUUUUGUGCUGUUGCUCGAGAAAAUAUGGAGCGUGCAGUAUUUACGAGAAUGGCAGAGCGCUUUGAGCUGAAAGAUCUAGUGUCUUCUCCUAUUCUAGUGCAUGGAAACCUUGUAGGAGAUAAAGUUUCUUUAUUGCAGGAUUUUAUGCGGUUAAUACUGAUGAUUGUACGUGAGCGUCGUAACACGGGAAUGAAGGAGGAGGACUGUCUACGCUAUGACGUCAUACAGUGGCUUUGUGUAAGAGACCAGACAUAUUCCCAGCUCUGCCGUGCCCUCAGUGCAGUCCCAGUGGAUCAUUUCAAACUCACUGAAAUGUUAGACAAAGUAGCUUAUUUUCAUGCUCCAAAGGUUCAAGAGCGAGGGUAUUACCAGUUGAAGGCCGAGUACUGGCAGGAAUUUGAUCCGUUGUUUGUUCACUUUUACUCAAAUGAACUGGAAGACGCUCAGGAGAGAGCAAUAAAUGUCGGAAAACUCCCACACUACUGGCGGAUCAGAUCUUAUAGCGACUUUAAGCCGCCUUAUAAUCGUUUGAUCAAUCUUCUUCAUACAGAGGAAUGCCAUCAGCUUUUAUGGAAUGUAUUGAACUUCGUCAGUGCACUGGUCAUGAAAGAUUCCACAGCCACUGCCUGUGAAUCACUUGGAGUUACAGCCCUGCAAAUGAUGGGGCUCGCACUUCUAGAUCGGAGGGAAAACCCAGAAAGAUUUCCUGCAAUCGCAAAGGCGGGGACUUCAAAUCCCUUGUCUUGCAGCGACAUCUUACAUAGUAUUCAUCGUAGUUUUCAAUUUGAUGAACAUACAAGAACUAUGGAUUGGGGAAUAAGUCAACCUACAUCUCCGAGUAUUUUCGAUUUUCUUCUCAAACUGCAAGUUGUGGAAAAUGCUCCUCGGUUGGUUGAUUCUGUUAACUACAUUAUGCAACUCCUGCCGGCAUCUUCAUUUAACUUCAUAUCUGGAGCUUCAAAAUAUAGAGACUUUAACCUUUCGUCCAAAUCUCAUGCUCGAGUGUAUACUACAGAAGAAAAUGAACGUAUCCAGAAAAAAGAGCGUCAGGAGGCUAUUAUGGCUCAAUUUAAAGCCAAGCAGAAAGCAUUCUGGGAGGAAUUCGAAGUUAGUGAUGAUGAAGGAGAAACUGGUAGUGCUACCUUUGCAACCAAUAAUUUAGAAGCGAGGAGCAGUGUCCAGGAUUUAACAGUCGUCCCGAGCGUUGGUGCUGGAAGUGAAAAAAAAUUGGUAGAACCAAUCGAAGUGCAUGAAUGUGCUUUCUGUCGGAGUGAGUGUGGUAGCAAUGACAAAUCAACAGGUUGGAUUGCUCUAGUUCAACGUUACAAUAUUCCAAAGCUUGUCAUAGGGAAGAGGCAGGGGGUGUACAGCAAAGAACAUGCCAAUAACAUAGUGAAGUUGAGUAAUGUGACUCCUAGCGGUGGAUCACCCAGUGAUGCCAGCGCAAAGCAGUUGGUAGUUUGCAUGGAAGAAAACAUGAUUGAUCAUAUACCUACAGAGCAUGUUCGUUGCUGUGGUCAUCAGAUGCAUCAUGAGUGUUUUCAAAGUUACCAUGCUUCUCUUUUCAAAAGAGAUUAUGGAGAGGCAAUCUAUGAAGGUAAAAGCAUUAUUGAACUUUGCAAGUCAGAGUUUCUCUGCCCAAUAUGCCGUCGACUAGCAAAUGUGCUACUGCCUGUUGUGUAUCAAGGAAGUUUGUCGAAAAUGAUGCAAGCUAGUCUGGAUGAUGAUUUGGAUAACCGACCGGAUCACUGGAUGGAGUUUUGGAACACGUGCAAAACCCUGCCCGAGGCAUUGGACCAGUUUGCUUUUCAAAGUUUGAAUGUGAGGAGCAAUUUUUCGAAAGUAGAGGAAGCAUCAGAUUUACCGAAAUGCCCCGUAUAUUGGGAAGUUUUUGCUUCGAAUAUUGCUCAUUGUGAAGUAGAGACAAGGGAGGAGCUUGUUGACGUUGCGUCAUCGUCCACAGCCUUGAAUCCGGCAAGCGAUCAGCGCACCUGGGGCGGGGAUUCAGGACAUUGGAUUGCCAUUCGGGAGCUGGGGAAAUUAGCGAUGGUCUACAAUACUCUCCAUAGACAGAAAGAGGUGGUCUCCAAGGGGGAGAAGCUCAAGCAAAUGCUCUUACAAAUCUCACGGUUUCUACCUAAUAGGGAACCUUUAAUCCACAAUGAAGAUUUUAGGAGCCUUUUCACGUCUGUAUAUGAUGUACUUAAUAGACUUCAGAGAAUAACAGAGGAAAUUUUUCAAUCGGAAGAACCAGACUGCGAGAUAUUGAAUGAGAGGCUCGGCCCUGCGAUUGAGACAGCAACAUCUUUGUACAAACCAAUUUCAAGUGUAUAUAGUUCUCAAAUCUCAAACAGGAAUCUUGAUGGGCAUUAUGGAAGGCCCCCACUUUGGCCCCCAUCGGAGCCCCCAAUGCUGGAAAUGCAUCAAGCCAGGGGUAUGAGCGAAGGGUUUGCACCAGGGGAUGACGUUGACAUUAAGGUGAAAGAAACUUUCUCCUCACGGCAGGCGAACUCCCAUUACCCUUCUGAGUCAGAAAAUAGUAUUCUCACUCAAAUCGACAUGGAAUGGAGCUCUGCCUUUCAAAAAGGCAAUGUAUUCGAUACCGAUCCGUUUUGGCUUCUCAUCGGACUUCUGAGUGCAUUUCCAGUAUGGCCCAAUGUGGAAGAUAUUCUGCUGCUAGUUAAGUUUUCAUACACAGUGGCCUUGACUCAGGUUUUACGAGCGUGCUCCAAGUUACAGAACAAUGACGACCGCAAUGUGCUGACCCCGGAAAGCGGCUGGGAUGAUGUAGUUCAGUAUACGUGUUUGCCUUUCCUGCGGAGAGCAGCUUUGCUGAUGCAAAGUAUCACGGGUGAAGGCUGCAAGAAAGAUUAUAAUGGCCCAGGAAGAAAAGUGAUGGAUGCUUUGUACUUGCAACAGGAGUUGGGUCUUGCGAAUACCCACAAAAUCUUCAAUACAGUUGGGGGUGUUGCGGAGCCAUCUUUAAUACAACAGCUUCUUGAACACAAUCUUUUGAGCAAGGAGCACUCCCUGAUGGAAGUACCCAAAGUUGUACAUCUGGCACCUUUGCCGAUCGUUUACCAGGAGCUUUUGCUACGGAGUAUAAGUGAAAAGUGCAUCGGAUGCGACACUGUACCCAUGGAACCGGCACUUUGCCUUGUGUGCAAUGUUUUUUUCUGCUGUGGAACUGAAUGCUGUGUAAAACACGAUUUGGCAGAAUGCUCAUAUCAUGCGGAAAUUGAGGGUUCUGGGAUUGGGAUUUACUUGCUCAUGCGCUCAACUCAGUUAGUGCUCAUUCGUGGUGGUCGAGUCUGCAUGGCGCCCUCUCUCUACUUGGACCAGCAUGGAGAGGAUGCGUGUGGAGAGCGGCAAGACGAAUCGGAGUCGUCUGAUGGGCCAGAAGACACAUUUUUGAGGCGUAAUCAAUUGCUUCACCUUAGCAAACUUCGAUUGAAUGAGGUGAGACGCUUGUGGCUGACAGCAGGUUUUGACCACGACACGCAUAUUCUUCAUAUCUCUCAGAUCUCUGUUGGGACUCUCUGAGACACAUCACAAAAGGUUUCUUGACAUCGUUCCUUGGUUCAUUUGAGCCUUCAUCGAUACGUUGAGUUUGCAGCACAGUAGUAGUAGCAAAGCAGCAGUGUAACAAUAGAGUAUCAGUUGGAGUUGGCGGCUUUGAUUGCUUCGACUGCCAUGGGCUUAUGCUACCAUCCUGUUGGUUCGUCCUUAUAGUUCCCAGUCCUAGUUCAUGAAAAGGACUAGAUAUUUUCCAUAAAAAAAUCAUUGUUUUGUAUGAGGACCUGUCAUUGAUUUAGUCAUGUUAAUAGUGGAAACUCGUGCCGUAAAAGAAAUAGUUGUAGUCAGUCUUGUUCUGGAGACAUCCCUUGUGAACUGAAGUUGAUCUUUUGUAGUGGUACUUUGAUGAUUUGGAACCAUCUCAUCUGAACUUAAGUUAGUAUUCUAGUUUGAUAGUCUCACUAUUUGAAACUAUUUGGAAACUUUUUAAGUGAACUCAAAUUAAUAUCAGUCUUAUAAAGUGAAAGUAUCAAUUUUUGUCAA
This is a messenger RNA of Physcomitrium patens, 6893 nucleotides long. RefSeq lists its product as uncharacterized. NCBI's taxonomy places the organism in Eukaryota, Viridiplantae, Streptophyta, Bryopsida, Funariales, Funariaceae. The record is from RefSeq and is a predicted model, not a curated record. Gene Ontology annotation, biological process: ubiquitin-dependent protein catabolic process via the N-end rule pathway; protein ubiquitination. Gene Ontology annotation, molecular function: ubiquitin protein ligase activity; zinc ion binding. Gene Ontology annotation, cellular component: ubiquitin ligase complex; cytoplasm.